Molecule: messenger RNA, 2492 nt
Organism: Lathyrus oleraceus (garden pea)
Lineage: Eukaryota; Viridiplantae; Streptophyta; Magnoliopsida; Fabales; Fabaceae
Exons: 2
Coding region: 639-2030 (463 amino acids)
Biological process (GO): proteolysis
Molecular function (GO): zinc ion binding; aspartic-type endopeptidase activity; nucleic acid binding
Source: RefSeq, a predicted model, not a curated record
CAGUACAACAGAAAUCUGGAACGAGAGGUAGAAUCAAGAUCACGAAUUCGCGGAAGCUCAACAGGACCGUUCCAUUCAACACACAAAUCCAAGGCAUAGAGCAUUUCGGAAGAAACAUCAGCAAUCUGAAACCAGUUCGCGCGGAUCUGCGAUCAGAGCUUUGAAUCUGGUAACGAGAAAUGAGUUGAAUAGAAGCUAACGCUUGGAGUCUAUAGUAGUGUCCUAUGGGUCAUGCUCUGGUAGAUGUAACAUCGGGAGGGAACCUUUUCAUUGUAUUGUUGGAAAUUGUUGAAUUAGUUUACAUGUAUGGUGUUACAUGUCUCAUGAUGAUGUUGAAUUCUAUUCCGCUGCGUAAUUGUGCAAAUACUUUAUAUUUAAAUUAAAUAAAAGAGCAUGAUUGUUAUAUUGUUUAAAUGGUGUGGAAUGUUUGUGUGACACCCUUGGUGCACUAUUACUCUGAUUAUAUGUUUAUUAUUUUAAUUAAUUUUUGGGGUAUUUUAGAAGGGUGUUACAUUAGUGGUAUCAGAGCAUAGUCGGUCGUGUCGAGUCGUAAUUAUUCUGUUUCCCCUGUACGGGAUAGGUGUUGUGUAACCCUAUCAGUACUUAUUGUUUUAGCUUGUUGGGUUUUCAGAAUAGAGAUGGCUGGAAGAGGUAGAGACGAUGCUGCGAUUGCUGAGGCUCUGGGUAUGCUAGCUGGAGUACUUGGAGGAAAUCCGAAUGUUGCGGGAAUGGGAGCUGCUCGUCAGUUGAGUGAGUUCCAGAAGAACAAUCCUCCAAUGUUCAAGGGAGCAUACGAUCCAGAUGGUGCUCAGAAGUGGUUGAAGGAGAUCGAGAGGAUCUUCAGAGUAACUGAGUGUGCUGAUAACCAGAAGGUCAGGUUCGGUACACAUAUGCUGUCAGAAGAAGCUGAUGAUUGGUGGGUUGCUACCCGCACUGAGUUGGAAUCUGCUGGGAAUGCUGAGAUUACUUGGGCUGUGUUCAGGGAGAGAUUUCUGAGGAAGUAUUUUCCAGAGGAUGUCCGAGGGAAGAAAGAAAUAGAAUUCUUGGAAUUGAAACAGGGUAACAGGACUGUUACUGAGUAUGCUGCGAAGUUCACAGAGCUGUCAAAGUACUAUACUCCCUAUAAUGAGGCUGCUGGAGAAUUUUCGAAGUGUGUGAAGUUUGAGAACGGGUUGCGUCCCGAGAUCAAGCAGGCUAUUGGAUAUCAGAGGAUCAGGGUGUUUUCUGACUUGGUUGACUGUUGCAGAAUUUUUGAACAGGAUUCCAAGGCUAGAGCAGAGAGCUAUCAGCAGAGGGUUGAUAGGAAGGGUAAGAAUCAGAUGGAUCGUGGGAAACCGUAUGCAGCUGGCAAAGGUUUUCAGAAGCAGAGUGGGAUGAAGAGGCCUAGUGGGGGAGACUCUAGUGCUCCUGCUAAGUGUUAUAGAUGUGGUCGGGCUGGACAUCGUGUUCAUGAGUGUACCAGUGCUGAGAUGAAGUGUUUCAAGUGUGGCAAAGGUGGUCAUUUGGCUGCAGAGUGCCGGCUGAAGACUGUAACUUGUUUCAACUGUGGAGAGUUGGGUCAUAUCAGUCCACAGUGUCCUAAGCCGAAGAAAGAGAAUCAGUCAGGAGGCAAGGUCUUUGCUUUAUCGGGUUCUGAGACUUCUGCAGAUGAUCGUUUGAUCCGAGGUAUGUGUUAUAUUAAUGGCUUUCCUCUUGUAGCUAUUAUUGACACCGGUGCUACUCAUUCCUUUAUAUCUUUGGAUUGUGCUGUGAAACUUAAGUUAGAGAUAUCUGAGAUGCUUGGAAGUAUGGUGAUUGAUACUCCUGCAAAGGGUUCAGUGACUACUACUUCAGUUUGUUUGAGUUGUCCUUUGAAUAUUUUUGGUAGAGAUUUUGGGAUAGACCUAGUGUGUCUUCCACUAGUGCAGAUCGAUGUUAUCUUGGGAAUGAACUGGUUGGUGUUUAACCGAGUUUCUAUUAACUGUUUUGAUAAGACUGUGAUUUUUCCUGAGAUUGAAGAAGGAAAGAGUUUGUUUCUAUCAGCGAGGUAGGUGAAUGAGGAAGUAGCUGAUGGGGCAGAGUUGUUUAUGCUGUUAGCGACUUUGGAGGCUAAAGAUAAACUGGUGAUUGGUGAUCUAGCUGUGGUGUGUGAUUUUCCUGAUGUGUUUCCGGAAGAAGUGAAUGAGUUACCGCCAGAGCGCGAAGUUGAGUUCUCGAUUGAAUUGGUACCUGGUACUAGACCGAUAUCGAUGGCUCCGUACCGUAUGUCUGCUGUUGAGUUAACUGAAUUGAAGAGUCAGUUGGAAGAUCUGUUGGAUAAGAAAUUUAUUCGUCCGAGUGUGUCACCGUGGGGUGCACCAGUGUUGUUGGUUAAGAAGAAAGAAGGUACUAUGAGGUUGUGUGUGGACUACAGGCAACUGAAUAAAGUGACGAUCAAGAAUCGGUAUCCUUUGCCGAGGAUUGAUGAUUUGAUGGAUCAGUUGGUUGGUGCGAGUGUGUUCAGCAAGAUAGAU